ACAUGUUUUAUUCCUUUUGAGACUACCCAAUCUGCCUAUAAAUUGCAUGAACAGCCUCUCACUGCUACAAACUUAAACUAGUGGUUUAUCAUUGUUACAUCUUAUUUAAACAUGAGUUACACAAAUGCUUCCAUCGGUUCCGGCAGUAGAACCGCGAGGAGGGUGGAGUUUGGUAGGACUUAUGUAGUGAGGCCGAAAGGGAGACACCUCGCAACGGUUGUUUGGUUGCAUGGUCUUGGCGAUAAUGGCUCCAGCUGGUCUCAACUCUUGGACAACCUUCCUCUCCCGAACAUUAAAUGGAUAUGCCCGACUGCUCCUACUCGCCCAGUGACUGUGCUUGGCGGAUUUCCUUGCACCGCGUGGUUUGAUGAAGGAGAGCUCUCAGAAGAUGGUCCAAAUGAUGUUGAAGGUUUAGACGCUUCGGCUUCACACAUAGCAAACUUGUUAUCUACAGAGCCCGGUGAUGUUAAAUUUGGUAUUGGGGGAUUCAGUAUGGGUGCUGCAUGUGCCCUUUAUUCUGCAACUUGUUUCACUCAAGGAAGAUAUGGAAAUGGCACCUUGUACCCUGUUAACUUAAAGGCUAUUGUUGGAUUGAGUGGCUGGCUUCCUGCUGGAUUGAGUUUGGUAAACAUGAUGGAAGGAUCACAUGAUGCUAUUGGACGUGCUGCCUCAUUACCUAUUUUGAUGUGUCAUGGACUCGGCGAUGAAGUUGUUCCAUAUAAAUUUGGAGAGAGAUCCGCUCAGAUCUUGAGCUCAGUUGGAUUCACAUACGUUAUGUUCAAAACAUACGAAGGGCUUGGGCAUUUUACGGUCCCCAAAGAAAUGGAAGAGGUCUGUCUAUGGCUAAAUGCAAGGCUUGGAGCUUAAACAAUUGCAAGAUCAACACACUCUUGCAAUUUGUAGUACCUACACAUUUUGAGUUGGGAAAUUUAGUAGUGUUUGAUUGAGGGUAUGUAUAAUAUUAUUGCAUUUGAAUUCUUGGUUUAAAAUAAAUGAUUUUCGGAGAAUUUGUUCUUA
Molecule: messenger RNA, 1017 nt
Organism: Helianthus annuus (common sunflower)
Lineage: Eukaryota; Viridiplantae; Streptophyta; Magnoliopsida; Asterales; Asteraceae
Product: acyl-protein thioesterase 2
Exons: 9
Coding region: 112-867 (251 amino acids)
Molecular function (GO): hydrolase activity
Source: RefSeq, a predicted model, not a curated record